Molecule: messenger RNA, 510 nt
Organism: Wasmannia auropunctata (little fire ant)
Lineage: Eukaryota; Metazoa; Arthropoda; Insecta; Hymenoptera; Formicidae
Product: cytochrome P450 9e2-like
Exons: 1
Coding region: 69-434 (121 amino acids)
Molecular function (GO): oxidoreductase activity, acting on paired donors, with incorporation or reduction of molecular oxygen; monooxygenase activity; heme binding
Source: RefSeq, a predicted model, not a curated record
CAUUAGACGUUAUCGUUUCGCAAGCUUUUUUCUUUUUCUUUGCGGGUUUCGAUAUCGCGUUGGUUCUGAUGUGCUUUAUUGCUCAUGAACUGGCAGUUAAUCCAAAUAUUCAGAAUCGUCUGCGCGAGGAAGUACAGCAGCGUCUUGCUGAAGGAAACAGUGAGAUCUCUUACGAGUCGCUGUCGAAGAUGACUUACAUGGAUAUGGUGAUUUCAGAGGCACUCAGAAAAUAUCCACCACAGAUUUUCAUAGAUAGACUUUGUACUAAAAAGUACGAACUGCCUCUAUCGCAACCAGGUUGCAAGAAUGUAAUUGUCGAACCUAACAAUAUAGUGCUGUUUCUUGUUUAUAGUAUACAUCACGAUCCGAAGUAUUUUCCGAAUCCGGAUAAAUUCGAUCCUGAAAGAUUCAGCGAAGAAAAAAAAGAUAUAUAACAUAUUAUCCUACGCUUAUCUACUAUUAAUUCGGUCUUGGGCCUAGAAAGUGUAUCGGCAAUCGGUUUGCUCUUAU